Messenger RNA from Oncorhynchus mykiss (rainbow trout), 3387 nucleotides. RefSeq names its product LON peptidase N-terminal domain and RING finger protein 2. The record is from RefSeq and is a predicted model, not a curated record. NCBI's taxonomy places the organism in Eukaryota, Metazoa, Chordata, Actinopteri, Salmoniformes, Salmonidae. Gene Ontology annotation, molecular function: ubiquitin protein ligase activity; protein binding.
UGUGCGCGGCGAUGCAUCUCUGAAAUUGAAUUCAUCAAUUGCUCUGCAAGAUAGAGUACAGCGAGGACCAGAUACUUGCCUUUUAAUUGCAUUUUUCCUAACAGUUAGAAGUUAAUUUGGCUAUUUAAACGGAGUAGGAAAUUUGCAAACCACCGAUGAAGGAUUUGAGCUGCCAACAAUGUUUUGCUAGCCAGCAAUUACAGACCGCCUUCUUGCUGUAUUUUGAGGAGGCGUAGCUAGCGAAGUUAACGUUAUGUCACAGAUUGGAGGUUUGGUUAUGUCAGCCAACUAACGUUAGGCACAUGGGAAAUGGGCAUUACGGUGCUGUAAUAUAGAAUCUGUAUAUAUAGGUUGACAAAAUGGGAAGUCUUCAUACGAGCUAUUUUGACGUUAGUCACCAGCUCGGUGCAUGUUCUAUUCGGAUCUCGCGGAAUAAGGCCUACUAGUUCUUCUCUUGGAAAACAACACGGGUCUUUCACUAUGGGACAGGUAAAAGAGUCUGACGUAUUUUUCUGAUGAGUAAGGAGUGUUUUUGUCCGAAUAACAGUUAAGUUGUCAACACCGCUAGCUAGCUAUACGUUUAUAGUCCGAGACGAAAAUGGAGACGGGAAUCCAAGCCCACCAGUUUGUCCACGCGGUAUCCAGCCCUAGAGCAGCGGGUAUAUCCACUGAAAUGCUCGAGGUGGCAGCGGAAGCAACCCGGGCAGGUGACUACGACCUUGCCGCGGAAAUCUAUAGCUCUCAGCUGGUGGACCUCCAACAUCCAGACCGGGGUAUCUGUUUGCUCAAAGCUAACGCUCUUGCCCAGGCCGGGCGAAUAGCGGAGGCGCUUGACUCGUACUGCACCGCGGCCAACAUUAGCAAACUUCGGCCGGACGAAUUGCAGCUUUUGGUUGUAAACAUAGCACGGACUCUUCGCGAGAAGGAGCUAAACAUUCAUGGGAAGGCAACGAGUUGUCAUAAAAGUGGGAAUGGAGACGAUCGUGUCGAUGCCGAUACAGAGGCAUUUGAGGACGAACCCCUGGACUUGUUUUCGUGCCGCCUUUGUAGGUGUUUACUGUCAGAACCAACCACCAUGGAGUGCGGCCAUACGUUUUGCAAACAUUGUUUAGAAAAAGAAACUGUCAAAGACUGCAUACAAUGCAAACAUAAACUGAACAAAGACAUACAGAUCCUACCCAUUGGGCUUAGAGUAAAUGUCAUCCUCAGUAGUUUGUUGGAUAAAUGGUUCGACUCUGAAAGUAAAGCCAGGAGGCAUUGGAUAGAAGGUGAGGUCUCACAGAAGAAGCACGACUACACAGAUGCUUUGGAGAAGUACAACAAAGCCUUAGAACUGGCGCCAUCUGUAGGUCGGCUACUGGGACAGCGUGCUGAGCUACACUUGGAGAGUAAGAACUACAUCCAGGCCAUCCAGGAUGCAGAGAGCCUGUGUAGACUCAACCCUCUCUGGCCAAAGGCCCACUACAUUAAGGCCUCAGCCCUGAGUAAAGCCAACCGUAACGAUGAGGCCUUAAAGGAGUACUUCAUGUGUGUGGCACUGAAACCUGAUUGGACGAUGGUGAAGCUGGAAGCCCAGAAGGUGCUUAGUGAGCUGUUCUCGUCAGUGUUUGAGAAGGAUGGUCAGCCCACUCCCAUACAUCCUCUACAGGGUGGUCCCUCCACUCGCCUCCUUAAGCCCCCCGCCCUGUACGGCUCUCUAAACCCCUUCACCAUGCCACAGAAGCCUGGCUGCUCCUCACAGGACUUAGAGUUCAGAGUGAGUAAGAGUUCUUUGUGCGAUGGUCCCUCAGACUCCUCCAAACAUCCCCUGUCCCCCAGCAGUGAAGCUGAGAAGCCCUUGCUAGAAGAUGCCAAGAGCCUGGCCAGUGUCCUGGCUGCCCAGCCUGCCCCCCCAGGCAGCCUCAAGAGGAGACACAGUGGGGACGGCAUAGCCUUCAGCCCUCCCUCCAAACUUUUCAGACCAGAUGAAGCCUGCUCCUCCUCUCACCUUCCUGCUGCUUACCUCUGGGGAAGGACGGUGUCCAAAGACCUGCUCGACAGUAGAGAUAUGGAGUGCUCCCUCUGUAUGAGGCUGUUCUUUGAGCCUGUCUCCACCCCCUGUGGACACACCUUCUGCCUCAAGUGUCUAGAGCGCUGUCUGGACCACAACCCCAACUGCCCUCUCUGCAAAGAGAACCUCUCCGAGUAUCUGGCCACAAGAGGGUUCAACAAGACCCUGCUGAUGGAGGAAGUGCUGCAGCGUUACCUGGGAGAUGAGCUGGCAGAGAGGAAGAAGAUCCACGAGGAGGAGAUGAAGGAACUGGCAAACUUGAACCAGGAAGUGCCGAUCUUUGUGUGCACCAUGGCCUUCCCCACCAUCCCCUGUCCACUGCACAUCUUCGAACCACGCUACCGCCUCAUGAUCCGCCGCUCCAUGGAGACCGGUACCAAACAGUUUGGUAUGUGCAUCGCUGAUGAGUUGAAGGGUUUUGCUGAUUACGGCUGCAUGCUGGAGGUCCGGGACGUCAAGUUUUUUCCUGAUGGGAGGUCUGUGGUCGACACCAUCGGUGUGUCCCGCUUCAGAGUACUGAGCCACGGCCAGAGAGACGGAUACAACACGGCAAAGAUCGAGUACCUGGAGGAUAAGAAGGUGGAGGGCCAGGAGUUUGUGGAGCUGCAGAAGCUUUAUGUCUCUGUGUAUGACCAGGCCAGCGGCUGGUUCAUCUCCCUUAAAGACAACAUGAAGAGCCAGAUAAUCAGCCACUUUGGACACCUACCCGGGAAGGACCCUGACCCACAGGGUAAUCCCAGUGGUCCAGCGUGGGCUUGGUGGCUGUUGGCAGUGCUGCCUCUUGACAACCGUGCCCAGCUCACCAUCCUGGCCAUGCCCUCCCUCAAGGACCGCCUCAUUGCCAUCCGCAGGGUCCUGAUCUUCGUCACGCGCAAGAGACCCCGAUGACCGCUCGGCCGCCACCACAACCGCGUAGACCAUGCAUGGUCAUUCACUCAUUCAGUAAACCCACUCAGCUUUCAAAUGAGGGAAAUGCCUUUGACUCCUUUACAAAUGGCGCUCUCUGAAUCUGAAGAAGCCAUUGGGUUGGAUUGUAGGGGGUGGGAUAGGGAGGUCAUUGUUUCUGGUUAUCCAUCCACCUAUCAAUGUCCAGUUCACCUGUCCUCUGUCACAAUAACUCACUGAAAUUAUGGACUUCUGUCACGCUAUCUCUCAACUUCUUAUGUCCCCUCAAGGGAGGGAAUAAGAGAGCACGGAAUCAGACUGGUGACUGUCAUGAUGUGCCAGAACUGAACAGAACUGGGCCGACCAAUUAACGGUGUUGCAUCCACAAUGUUGUGACUUGGUGUACAAUUCUAUUUAAGAAAAAUAAAAAGACCUGACAAGUACCAAAAAAA